Molecule: messenger RNA, 852 nt
Organism: Lindgomyces ingoldianus
Lineage: Eukaryota; Fungi; Ascomycota; Dothideomycetes; Pleosporales; Lindgomycetaceae
Exons: 7
Coding region: 1-852 (283 amino acids)
Source: RefSeq, a predicted model, not a curated record
AUGUCCUUCUCUGCGAAUACCUCGACGUAUAGUGAGCAGCCCCUCCUACGGUAUGGAAGAGUGGGCAAACACAGUAUCCACAAUUCUACACCUUUAAAGCCUCAAGUCGGACAUCGCGCAAUUGCCAUAGGGAAGGAACAUGAAAUACUUCAUCUUAGAAUACACGGGCGCAUCUUCAUGGGUAUACACGACGGCAAUCAAGCCUUGAAGUGGCUUGGAUUUGCGGCUAUAGUUCAUAGCAAGCACUCUAGUUCCCGCUUCAUGUCCAGUGUUCACGCCCGCUUUCAUCUUGACCCCGAAAUGCUCCUGUAUAUCGGUGAUAUCAUCAGAAUCGGGACAGAGGCUACGCGUAGAAGAGUAGGUGGGGUGAGUAUUUAUAGCAAAUAUAACUGGGAAACUGCGGAAGCGAAGAACAGGGUAACCUCCCUUACUUGCGGCCUGUUUACGCUUCGUGGUACUUUCAUUCAGACUUCGGCUUACCAGCAACUAUUCACAAGCCAUAGCCUCCGCCAGUGUUCGGAGUGGGUGGUUGAACCAACUGCAGUUGCUAAGUUCACAGCGGCUGGCUUAUUUCACUAUCUUGGCACCCCAACUUACUUGAUGAGGCUUAGUUUAACGCCUUGGGCACCACCUGCGAGCAUCUGGGCACCUGCAGUCGAUCAACUGCAUGUGAGUCAACCAUCCACGCCGAGCGCUGGCCUCCGACAAUCUCUUCGACUAUACACAUCUUUUUCAAUCAACAGGCUCCAUGAGCAAUGUUGCAUUAGGAGUGAGAGGGUAUGGUGGGUUAUGGUAUUACGGGACAAGCCAGGUUUUCAAACACGCCAUUUUAUAAGCCUUCUUAAUCACUGA